UUGAUGUAUUAAUUUAAGAAAAAGCAUUAGUGGAUCUGUGCAGUUCCAGAUCCAUACUGCGCGGGGUUAGGGUUGAAAGGUCGCGUUUCCGGCCUUCGGCUGCAGUUGCUCUCUCUGCUUUUGAGAGAGUAUUUUUCAUUUUAAACUUUUUAGUAAAACCGAUUUAAAAUAGGUACUCAACAGCCCCCGGGAGACCAUAUCCAGGCCCUGCAGAGAAUGCUGGCUACAGGAGCAGCUGUAACCACUGCACUGGCGCAAGUGGACAGGGAGAAGAUCUAUCAGUGGAUCAACGAGCUCUCCAGCCCAGAGACCCGCGAGAAUGCCCUGCUGGAGCUCAGCAAGAAGCGGGAGUCCGUGCCCGACCUGGCGCCCAUGCUGUGGCACUCCUGCGGUACCAUCGCUGCCCUCCUGCAGGAAAUUGUCAACAUAUAUCCUUCUAUUAAUCCCCCGACCCUGACGGCACACCAGUCGAACAGAGUGUGCAACGCCCUGGCUCUUCUGCAGUGUGUGGCCUCUCACCCUGAGACCAGGUCUGCGUUUCUGGCAGCACAUAUUCCGCUCUUCCUGUACCCGUUUCUCCACACCGUCAGCAAAACGCGCCCCUUUGAGUACCUGAGACUCACCAGUCUGGGAGUGAUAGGGGCGCUGGUUAAAACUGAUGAACAGGAAGUCAUCAAUUUCCUGCUGACGACAGAAAUCAUUCCCCUGUGCCUCAGGAUCAUGGAGUCUGGCAGCGAGCUUUCCAAAACGGUUGCUACGUUUAUACUGCAGAAGAUCCUCCUGGAUGACACAGGGUUGGCCUACAUAUGUCAGACCUAUGAGCGCUUUUCUCAUGUGGCCAUGAUACUGGGGAAAAUGGUCCUGCAGCUCUCGAAAGAACCGUCUGCGCGCCUUCUGAAGCAUGUUGUACGCUGUUAUCUCCGUCUCUCUGACAACCCAAGAGCUCGAGAGGCCCUGCGGCAGUGCCUCCCCGACCAGCUGAAGGACACCACCUUCGCCCAGGUGCUGAAGGACGACACCACCACCAAGCGCUGGCUGGCACAGCUGGUGAAGAACCUGCAGGAGGGGCAGGUCACAGACCCCCGAGGCAUCCCCCUGCCCCCACAGUAGAGUUACUGCCCAAGGAGGGGCAGGUCAGAGACCCCUGGGGCAUCCCCCUGCCCCCACAGUAGAGUUACUGCCCCAGGAAGGGCAGGUCAGUGACCCCUGGGGCAUCCCCCUGCCCCCACAGUAGAGUUACUGCACCAGGAAGGGCAGGUCACAGACCCCCCAGGGCAUCCCCCUGUGCCCCCAGUUGAGUUACUGCCCCAUCUCCCUGCUGCUGGCACAGAGGGCUGGGGGUUUGAGUCAGGACAGGAAGAGGAAGAUGCAGGAAAACCUGCAGGCACUUCUGAAGCUCUUAGACUGUCAUGAUGAAAAGGUGCUUUGAGUAUUCUGCCCGCAAGCCAGGACCUGUGUGAACAACGUUUGUUUUUAUUUUUUAAGUUCUCAGAAUCACUGCUUUUGUUAAAGUUCUCUGUCUCAUUUACUGCAUUUCAAUCUGCUCGCCGCUCUGUAUUUUUGUUUCUUCUGAGGCAAAAGUGAUCUUCAGUUGCAGUGUUUACUGGAUUCCCACCCUGAUGGCAAUGGAUUUCAGUUUGUUCUGUUAGCUACUGUAAAAAUACUGUACAAUAAACUGCCACUUUUCAAAAA
Messenger RNA from Conger conger (European conger), 1692 nucleotides. RefSeq names its product CCR4-NOT transcription complex subunit 9. Gene Ontology annotation, biological process: mRNA catabolic process; negative regulation of translation. NCBI's taxonomy places the organism in Eukaryota, Metazoa, Chordata, Actinopteri, Anguilliformes, Congridae. The record is from RefSeq and is a predicted model, not a curated record. Gene Ontology annotation, cellular component: P-body; CCR4-NOT complex; CCR4-NOT core complex. The coding region runs from base 217 to 1110 and encodes 297 amino acids. The transcript is spliced from 8 exons.